GAAAACAAGACAAGUAAAUACCAAAACCGCCAAUCAUUUGAACGGUUAAAAAUAAUUAUUACAUAGUCUCUCUCUCUCUCUCUCUCUCUCUCUCUCUCUCUCUCUCUCUCUUUCUCUCUCUCUGAAAAUCAAUCCUGAGAAGGGAGAAGAAAAUUUGAACACAGGGAAUUAAGCACUCUCCCUCAGCAUUAUUAUUAUUUAUCCAUUAUUAAUUAAUUGUUGAACGAAGAAGACAUAAUGGAGUGCAGGCCAUUGGGUUUCUUGAUAGGUCUUCCGUUCGCCUUCAUCUCGUUGCUUUUAUCCCUCGUCGGCGUUAUUAUAUGGCUUAUCGGGAGCGUCUUAAGCUGUUUAUGCCCGUGUUGCAUAUGCUGCGCCGGAGUGGCGAAUUUGGCGGUAACAAUGGUGGAGAUCCCUUUCAAGGUUAUCAGAUGGUUCAUUGAUUUGAUACCUUGCUGAUUAUC
Messenger RNA from Erythranthe guttata (spotted monkey flower), 461 nucleotides. Its product is annotated as taximin. The record is from RefSeq and is a predicted model, not a curated record. NCBI's taxonomy places the organism in Eukaryota, Viridiplantae, Streptophyta, Magnoliopsida, Lamiales, Phrymaceae.